Molecule: messenger RNA, 1690 nt
Organism: Gadus morhua (Atlantic cod)
Lineage: Eukaryota; Metazoa; Chordata; Actinopteri; Gadiformes; Gadidae
Product: nuclear receptor subfamily 5 group A member 2
Exons: 7
Coding region: 203-1690 (495 amino acids)
Biological process (GO): regulation of transcription by RNA polymerase II; hormone-mediated signaling pathway; tissue development
Cellular component (GO): RNA polymerase II transcription regulator complex
Molecular function (GO): nuclear receptor activity; zinc ion binding; RNA polymerase II cis-regulatory region sequence-specific DNA binding
Source: RefSeq, a predicted model, not a curated record
GGCUCGAGCUUCACUUAUAAUCCUCCACGCGCUACCCGUCUCCCAAUAGGCCCCGCCGCUCCAAGGCAACCCCAGCGCGCGCACUGCUCCGUGGAUUAAAACCCAUUUAUCCCAUGUUUUUACAAUAUCUAUUUAUAAUCUUUCGAGGUCUGCUUUUUAUUGCCAAACGACCGUCCACGGCUGGCGCCCCUUUCGUCCUCAAAUGUUGGGAGACAAAGCGCAAGGUGUUACACUGAAGGUUAUGGAAUACACGUAUGACGAAGACCUGGAAGAGCUGUGUCCCGUGUGCGGAGAUAAAGUAUCGGGAUACCACUAUGGGCUCCUGACCUGUGAGAGCUGCAAGGGCUUCUUCAAGCGCACUGUGCAGAACAACAAGCGGUACACCUGCGCUGAGAACCAGGAGUGUAAAAUAGACAAGACGCAGCGCAAGAGGUGUCCGUUCUGCCGCUUCCAGAAAUGCCUCAGUGUUGGAAUGAGAUUAGAAGCUGUACGUGCGGACCGUAUGCGCGGGGGCCGUAACAAGUUCGGGCCCAUGUACAAGCGGGACCGGGCCCUCAAGCAGCAGAAGAAAGCUCUGAUCCGCUCCAGCGGCUUCAAGCUGGAGACCUCAGCGCUCCCUUCGAACUCCCCCCUCCAGACUGACUUUACCAGCUUCAGCGGGGCCCUGCACCCCGGGGCCCCCUUGCCGAAGGGCCUGCUGCCCUCGACCCCCGCCCCCAUCACCUCCACGGACUACGACGGCUCCCUCUACGCCCCUCCCUCGCUGGCCAUGACCAUGCAGCCCCACAUGCCGCUGCCCGCCCCCUACCACCAGUACACCGCCUUCCCCGGCCGGCCCAUCAAGGCCGAGUGUCCCGACUACACCAGCUCCCCUGAGUCGCUGGCGGGGUACCCCUUCACCGACCUGUACUCCUCGUCAGGGGCCUCCCCCCAGCUGCCCGGCCUGCCCCCCCUGGUGCUUGAGCUGCUCCGCUGCGACCCGGAUGAGACGGUGGUGCAGAGCAAGAUCCUCGCCCACCUGCAGCAGGAGCAGGGCCCCUCGGGGGCCCCCAGGGGCCGCCAGGACAAGGGCCCGAGCACCUUCAGCAUGAUGUGCCGCAUGGCGGACCAGACGCUCUUCUCCAUCGUGGAGUGGGCCAGGAGCUGCAUCUUCUUCAAGGAGCUGAGGGUGGGAGACCAGAUGAAGCUUCUUCAUAACUGCUGGUCGGAGCUGCUGGUGCUCGACCACAUCUACAGACAAGUGCAUCAUGGGAAGGAGGACAGCCUGCUACUGGUCACCGGAGAGGAAGUGGAGCUGUCGUGCAUCGUGUCCCAGGCGGACGGCACCCUGUCGAGCCUCGUCCAGCGUAGCCAGGAGCUGGCGGCCAGGCUGAUGGCCCUGCAGGUGGACCGGAGGGAGGCGGCAUGCCUCAAGUUCCUGCUCCUCUUCAACCCAAACGUGAAGCUGCUGGAGAACCAGGCCUUCGUGGAGGGCGUCCAGGAGCAGGUGAACGGGGCCUUGCUGGAGUACACCCUGUCCGCCUACCCCCAGUUCCAGGAGAAGUUUGGCCAGCUGGUCCUGCGGCUGCCUGAGCUACGUGCGCUGAGCGCGGGGGCAGAGGACUACCUGUGCUACAUGCACCUCAGCGGGGAGGUGCCCUGUAACAACCUGCUCAUCGAGAUGCUCCACGCCAAGCAGGCCUGCGCGUGA